Messenger RNA from Zychaea mexicana, 1935 nucleotides. Its product is annotated as glycoside hydrolase superfamily. The coding region runs from base 1 to 1935 and encodes 644 amino acids. Gene Ontology annotation, biological process: L-arabinose metabolic process. The transcript has 12 exons. The record is from RefSeq and is a predicted model, not a curated record. Gene Ontology annotation, molecular function: alpha-L-arabinofuranosidase activity. NCBI's taxonomy places the organism in Eukaryota, Fungi, Mucoromycota, Mucoromycetes, Mucorales, Lichtheimiaceae.
AUGAAGUUAUCCCUUCCCAGUCUAUCAAUUGCAGCUGGCCUGCUAUUAGCCUCUUCGACAUUUUUGCAGCAGGCUUCUGCAUUGUCGCUUACGAUCCGAAAUGAUGUUCCUGGUAACUCAAGUUCACCAAUCCUAUAUGGUCUCAUGUAUGAAGACAUCAAUAGAUGCGGUGAUUCCGCUCUUUACGGUCAAAUGCUUCGCAACUGGAACUUCCAGGCCAACGACUCUGGCGGUGAUCCCGAACUUGAGUUCUGGAACGUUAUCGAAGAAGGUAGCAGCUUAGCAUCAAUUACUUUGGACGACGAGGUUGGUUUGAACAACGCCAACACCAACUCCUUACGUUUGGAUGUCAAGUCACUUGACUCGGGUCGUGCCGGUUUCUUGAACAAAGGCUGGUGGGGUCUUCGUGUCCAGCCCGACGAAUCGUACAAGGCCACCUUCUUUGCCAAGUCCGAUGGCUUCUCGGGUCCUUUGAACGUUACUCUCGAAAAGGCCGGUGGUGGUGUUCUUGCAUCCACCCAAGUGGAUGGCUUGACUUCAGACUUCCAGAAGUUCGAGGUUUCCCUGAAGCCUGAAGAUGUUGACGAAGCAUCUAUUGAUAAUGUCUUUGCUAUCUCGGUCGAUUCGGAAGAUGCUGUUGGCAACUCUAUUUGGUUCCAAGUCUUUUCUUUGUUUGGUGAAACUUACAAGGAUCGCGAAAAUGGUCUUCGUAAGGAUAUUGCCGAAACUCUUGCUGCAUUGGAGCCCAAGUUCUUCAGAUUCCCCGGUGGUAACAACUUGGAGGGCCAGACUAUCGACACACGCUGGAAGUGGAACGAGACCAUCGGUCCUCUUGAAGAACGCAAGGGCAGAAUGGGCGAUUGGACUUACUGGAAUACAAACGGUCAAGGUCUUCUUGAUUACAUGUACAUGACUGAAGAUAUGGGCAUGGAGCCUAUCGUUGAUGUCUAUGCUGGUUAUUCGCUUCAAGGCGACAGCGUCCCUGAAGACCAACUUGGUCCUUUUGUGCAGGAAGCUAUGGAUGAAUUGGAAUACCUUCUGGGUGACACUUCGACUCCUUUCGGCAAGCUUCGUGCUGAGCAUGGUCGCGAAGAGCCAUUCAAAUUUGAUAUGAUUGAAAUCGGUAAUGAAGAUUGGUUCAGCACUACCUACGACUACCGUUACAAGGCUUACUAUGAUGCUAUCACCGAAAAGUAUCCUGACAAGACUAUCAUCUCCACUGCCGCUCAGGAGUCGCGUCCCUGGGAUCUCAUUGAUGAUCACUACUACGUUACCACUGAUGAAAUGGUCAACAACUUUGACUAUUAUGAUAACUAUGCUCGUAGCGGCAACGGAUCUGGUAUCUUUGUUGGAGAGUUUGCCACCAAUACAGAGGGUUGCUGUGGUAAUAGCCCUGCUAAUCUUGAGGCCGCUCUCGCUGAUGGUGUCUUCAUCACCGGCUUGGAACGAAACUCAGACUUUGUCAAGAUGAUUGCUUAUGCCCCAGCCAUGAAGCGUCUUGAUCAAGAGCAAUGGGAUCCUGACAUGAUUCAUUUCGAUACCAAGAGCGUUGUUGUUGCUCCAUUCUACCACGUUUUCCAAAUGUACAGCACGCACCAUUCCGAUACCAUCCUGCAAGUCGAUGCUGACGAAGGCGGUUUCGAUCCUCUCUACUGGGUUUCUGGAUCUAACAAGGAGAAGAAUGAAAUUUACGUCAAGGUGAUCAACCUUGAUUCAGAGCCUCAACCUGUCAACUUUAACUUGAAGGGUGUCAAGGUCAUUAAUUACGGUAACGCAACCUUCAUCUCUGGCCAACCCGCAGAUGAAAACACGCUCGACUCCCCCAGUACUAUUGCUCCCAAGAAGAACACUUUCCACAUUAGACAUCAAAACCAAUUUGGCUAUACCUUUGAGCCAUACUCAGCUACUGUAUUGACUAUGAAGAUUGAUAACUAA